Molecule: messenger RNA, 1350 nt
Organism: Striga hermonthica
Lineage: Eukaryota; Viridiplantae; Streptophyta; Magnoliopsida; Lamiales; Orobanchaceae
Source: the annotation of a GenBank genome assembly
AUGGAGGUAUUCUACUACAUGGUGUUCGGGGCGCUGGCGGCGGUGGUGGCGGCGUUGGAGCUGAGCAAAAGCAACAAAGAUCGGAUCAACACCUCCACGGCCUUCAAUUCGUUCAAGAACAAUUACUUGCUCGUCUACUCGCUGAUGAUGGCCGGUGACUGGCUGCAGGGUCCAUACGUUUACUACCUUUACAGCACUUAUGGUUUUGGGAAAGGUGAAAUUGGACAGCUCUUUAUUGCCGGAUUUGGGUCAUCCAUGUUGGGAAGGAAGAGAGCUUGUGUCACUUACUGUAUCACGUACAUUCUGAGCUGCAUUACCAAACAUUCUCCUCAAUACCGAGUUCUGAUGAUAGGACGUGUUUUGGGUGGUAUUGCAACAUCCCUCUUGUUUUCUGCUUUCGAAUCAUGGCUUGUAGCAGAGCACUUCAAGAGGGGUUUUGACCAGCAAUGGCUCUCAUUAACUUUCUCCAAGGCAAUCUUUCUUGGCAAUGGUCUUGUUGCUAUUAUAUCUGGACUCUUUGGAAAUAUGCUUGUUGAUUCCCUGAAUCUGGGGCCUGUAUCUCCUUUCGAUGCUGCUGCCAUACUUCUUGCUAUCGGGAUGGCAGUUAUAUUGUCAUCUUGGACUGAGAACUAUGGAGACCCUUCAGAUAACAAGGAUUUGUUUACUCAGUUCAAAGGUGCAGCUGUAGCUAUUGCUUCAGAUGAGAAGAUAGCAUUGCUUGGUGCAAUACAGUCUCUGUUCGAAGGCUCGAUGUAUACUUUCGUGUUCCUCUGGACGCCUGCCCUGAGCCCAAACGAUGAGGAUAUUCCCCAUGGUUUUAUAUUUGCUACUUUCAUGCUGGCAUCAAUGUUGGGAAGCUCGAUUGCUGCUCGCCUAUUGGCCCGCAACACAAUAAAAGUGGAGAGCUACAUGCAGAUCGUGUUUGUUAUUUCUUCCGGCUCCCUUUUGCUCCCCAUACUGACAAAUUUCUUGGUGCCGGCUCCAAAGGUAAAAGGGGGUGGCAUCUCAUUCUCGGGCUGUCUCCAGCUUCUUGGCUUUUGCACUUUCGAAGCGUGUGUUGGACUCUUUUGGCCGUCCAUUAUGAAAAUGAGAUCCCAAUACAUCCCCGAGGAGGCUCGAAGCACUAUAAUGAACUUUUUCCGUAUCCCACUAAAUAUAUUUGUUUGUGUCGUGCUGUAUAAUGUUAAUGCAUUCCCCAUCACGGUAAUGUUCGGCAUGUGCUCUAUCUUCCUUUUUGUGGCGUCCAUUCUGCAGAGGCGCCUUUCAGCAAUUGGAGAUAAGCCAAAGUCGGAAGAGUGGUCCAUGCUCAAGGAGAGAAAUACCGAAGCUGAGCCGUUGGAUGUUGCCUGA